AUGGAUAACAUAAUAAGAGCUCCAUUCAGAGGCAUUGUCAAAGACUUCAAAGGCCGGAAAAAUUGCUACAAACAAGAUUGGAGUGCCGGGAUUUCUUCCGGUUUCAGGAUUUUGGCUCCCACCACUUUCAUCUUCUUCACCUCUGCUCUUCCCGCCAUUGCUUUUGGUGAACAACUGAGCAAAGAAACAGAUGGAAUUCUGACGCCGGUGAGUACUUUGGUUUCAACGGCCGUAUGUGGAAUAAUACAUUCAGUAAUAGGAGGACAGCCUCUUCUGAUUUUGGGUGUUGCAGAGCCCACCGUUAUUAUGUACUCUUACCUGUACUCUUUUUCUAAACGGAGAAAUAAUCUCGGACCAGGCCUCUUCUUGGCUUGGACUGGUUGGGUUUGUGUCUGGACAGCUCUGUUUCUCUUCCUUCUUGCAAUAUUCAACGCAUGCAUAAUCAUUAACAAGUUUACGAGGAUUGCAGGGGAGCUUUUCGGCAUGUUGAUCGCUCUUUUUUUUAUUCAGCAGGCUGUCAAGGGGAUGAUUAGUGAGUUUAAAGUCCCUCAUCAAACCAAAAACCCAACAUCAGAAAAGUAUGAAUUCCAGUGGCUUUAUUUAAAUGGAAUCCUUGGUAUACUAUUUACCUUUGGACUUACCCUCACCGCUUUAAAGAGCAGAAGAGCAAGAUCAUGGCAAUACGGCACAGGAUGGUUCCGAAGCUUCAUUGCAGAAUAUGGAGUUCCAUUGAUGGUAUUGAUAUGGUCAGCAUUGUCGUUCAGUGUACCUGACAGAGUUCCAUCUGGGGUACCUAGGAGGCUUGAAAGUCCUCUUCCAUGGGACUUUGUAUCAAUGGAGCAUUGGACUGUCACCAAGGAUAUGGUGAAAGUUCCAACACGAUACAUAUUUGCAGCAGUUGUACCAGCAUUGAUGACUGCUGGUCUUUAUUUCUUUGACCACAGCGUUUCUUCUCAAAUGGCACAACAGAAGGAAUUCAAUCUCAAGAAUCCAUCGUCCUACCAUUACGACAUUCUAAUUCUCGGUUUUAUGACUUUGAUUUGCGGAUUGCUCGGACUCCCUCCUUCCAACGGCCUUCUUCCACAAUCUCCAAUGCACACCAAGAGUCUUGCUAUUCUCAAAAGACAGUUGAUCAGAAAGAAACUGGUAGAGAGUGCCAAAGAAAGCAUGAAGCAGAAAGCUAGCAGCUCUGAAAUGUAUGGAAGAUUGCAGACAGUUUUCAUAGAAAUGGACACAAAUGCUGCUCCAAAAGUAGGAAAUGAGCUGAAGAAGCUAAAGGAUGCGGUGAUGAACGAAGAUGGAAGAAUGAGAAAUGGUAUAUUUGAUCCUGAAAACCACAUUGACCCCUAUUUGCCUGUCCGGGUUAACGAGCAAAGGCUUAGCAACCUCUUACAGUCCCUUCUUGUUGGAGCAUCUUUACUUGCAUUGCCUGUGUUGUAUAAAAUUCCAACAUCGGUUCUAUGGGGAUAUUUUGCAUAUAUGGCCAUUGACAGCCUUCCUGGAAACCAAUUCUGGGAAAGAUUGUUGCUUCUCUUCACUGCUCCUGGACGGCGCUACAAAGUAUUGGAAGGAGCACAUCCUUCUUUUGUAGAAUCAGUGCCAUUCAAACACAUAGUUUCUUUUACGCUGUUCCAAUUGGCGUAUCUUGUGGCUUGCUUCUUGAUAACAUGGAUUCCCAUUGCUGGAAUUCUUUUUCCUUUGCCAUUGUUUUUUCUGGUAAUCAUCCGACGACGUAUCCUCCCCAACCUGUAUGAUCCAUUCCACCUUAAUGAGUUGGAUGGUGUGGAGUAUGAGGAAAUUGUUGGAGUUGCAAGAGGCAGUUUACGCCUCUCAUUCAAGAUGAUGGAGUACAAUCAAUCUGUAUGUGAAGAAAUUGAGAUAGAAAUUUGUGGUGAUGAGAUAUUGGACGAGUUGACCACCAACAGAGGAGAGUUAAAGCUUAUAUCAAAAAGCUUUAGAGAUGAUAGGUCCAUGUUGGUGAAGGUGACCUCACAUAAUCAAUGACAUGAUAAAAACUAAAAUUCAAAAAGAGAGAUAAGGGAUGAACCAAUUGCAAAUAAUUUUGUGCAAGUCAACAGAUAUGAAACUGUCUUGAUAUGGCCUGGUUACUCGCUUUGACUUCUUUGGCUUUCUAUAUUUUGAACUAAAACUAGCAGGUUGCCAACUAUCUCAUUGAAACAAUUUACACUGGAGAUUAUAUAUAUGUAUAUAGGAAUCUUGGACGGCAACACACCUAUCCCUUUAUGGAUAGACAAGUAAAAUUUUUUAUACAUCAAUUCUUAGGUGUUGCCGCCCAAAAUACCGUGGGCUCUAGCCUAGGAGAAUAAAUUUAUACACAUGUAUCAUUCUAUCAUUCUGCAUGGUAAGCAGACACCUGACUGUUACAACCCCAAAUCGAAAAGAAAAGAGAAACUGAAAUCCAUUAUUCUCUGUUUCUUUCUCAUUAAAAAUAAUUCAUCAGGAUUAUGUCACAUGCAGCAUCAAAAACAAGUUAUCUUAGAAACUCCAACUUGUAUGAUGAAAGAUGACAUACUAUUUCACGCUUGCAUAUUUUAUGACAAUUUUAGAGGAGACUCCUACAACAUUGACAAUAUCAUAACUGAUAAAGCUAUCAAGGCACACGACAUGCAUAUGCAACCUCCUGCAUGUAUUUAAAGGAUUAAAGAACAGUAGAAUAUAAAUUCAACUGAAGUUCAGGAAAGCUUUCAAUUUCAGAUAUAAAUUGUAAACAGACAAACUAAAAUAUUUAAUUUAAAAGGCAAUUGAAAACCGAUGAAAGCAAAGUCAGACUUCUGACAACUAACAGAUCCUGUCGGCACAUUUCACUGGGUUCCCAGUCCUAUAAAGAAAAAGUAAGAAAAAUGGUGGAGCAGGGGGUGCUUGAGAAAACGAGAAUGUGGUGAUUUUGAUUUUAAUGGAUUAUAGCAACAAAACUUCAAAUAAACAAUUCAAAAUUUACAAUUUACUCUGUUUUCUUCUCAAGAAAAGUUGUUGGUUUUCAAAUUGCAGUUCUGUUGAUAUAAAAGACCAUAUAAGUACUGUAGAAGUCAAUCAUGCAUCUAAAACUAAAUUUUCUUUCUAUUCAAUGGACCGUUUUUGUGAAGACUAAGUCAAUAUAUCCAAAUACUAUUUGACUUUUUAAUUGGGGCAUGUUGACAUAAAAAGAACUCAUAAGCAUUCACUGAGAGGUCAAUUAUUCAUCUUCAAUUAUUGGACAGAAUUGUUCAACAAAUAACUCCUAUGCUAUGAUUUACUUCAUUUUUCUUUUGGGCGGGAAACUAUAAUUUGAGAUGGAUGAAUUACCAGUAAGGAGCCAACAACAGUACAGAGGUACGAUUGGACAGAAUUGUUCAACAAAUAACUCCUAUGCUAUGAUUUACUUCAUUUUUCUUUUGGGCGGGAAACUAUAAUUUGAGAUGGAUGAUUUACCAGUAAGGAGCCAACAACAGUACAGAGGUACGAUUGAUGACUUACCCUCUACAAUAAGAUAAUGAAGCUUCGAGAAUGAGAUUGCUUUGGUAGUGGGGUAUAUAACACUUUCUACUUACUAGGUUAAAUAAUGACAUUAUCAAAUUAAACCUUUUGUUAAUAAUCAUAUACUAUCUUCUCUCCUUUCCUUUUCUUUUUUUGGAUAUUUUCUAAUAUAUUAUAUGAAAAGUUCCAAAAUAAAUAAAAUUCACUUCAGAAAAUUUCAAGAACAAUAAAGGGAAGCUAUUGCAAAAGAAAAAAAUAGUAGGAGACAACAGAAUCAAAGAAGAUAUAGUAAAUAAGAGUAGGCCCUACUUAGAGUCAGUAAAGUCCUAAAA
Messenger RNA from Ziziphus jujuba (common jujube), 3806 nucleotides. RefSeq names its product boron transporter 4. Gene Ontology annotation, molecular function: solute:inorganic anion antiporter activity. Gene Ontology annotation, biological process: transmembrane transport; monoatomic ion homeostasis; monoatomic anion transport. Bases 1 to 2004 code for a protein of 667 amino acids. The transcript is spliced from 13 exons. Gene Ontology annotation, cellular component: plasma membrane. Lineage: Eukaryota; Viridiplantae; Streptophyta; Magnoliopsida; Rosales; Rhamnaceae. The record is from RefSeq and is a predicted model, not a curated record.